Messenger RNA from Arachis ipaensis, 1020 nucleotides. The record is from RefSeq and is a predicted model, not a curated record. NCBI's taxonomy places the organism in Eukaryota, Viridiplantae, Streptophyta, Magnoliopsida, Fabales, Fabaceae.
ACGAAAGCUACACACAGUUCACUCUCAAACAUUCUUCUUCAUUUCUGAAGUUCAUCCUUGCAUGGUGGAGGAGAAGCAAUCAUGUCCAAAAAAUAUAAAAUUAAAGAUGUUGAUCGAUGUGAGCUUCAUAUUAUUCAUUAUCUCAGUGAUCCUGAUUAUAAAUUAAGAAUGUUGACAUGUAACCACCCACUUCCUCCGGAUCGGUACAACGAUAGGGUGGAGGAGCAUUUACGAAUUACUAGGUUCUAUCAUGUGUCUCAGAUUGGGAUAGUUCAGUGUCGGAAAGCAUUGGUAAAUGCUCUAAUCGAACGUUGGCACCCUGACACCCAUACGUUUCACCUUCCCAUUGGUGAAUGUUCCGUGACUCUUGAAGAUGUGGCUCUAAUACUUGGUCUUCCCACAGAUGGUCUUCCAGUCACAGGGAUGACAAUGAGUAGUUUUGAAGCCAUGGAGGCGGAGUGUCUGCUUCAAUUUGGGGUUGCACCUCGUAGAGAGGACUGUAGAUCAAGCUGCAUAAAACUGACAUGGCUCCGGAAUCUAAAAGAGAAUUUAGAAUUGAAUGAUGAGAUCAGUAUACAGAGGUAUGUGAGGUGUCACAUUAUGCUGCUGAUUGGGACGAUACUGUUUGGGGAUAAGUCUGGGGCAGGUGUGCACUGGAAAUUUCUACCAUUGCUUCGUGAUUUUGUCAAUAUUGGACAGUAUAGUUGGGGUUCGGCAUGCCUAGCACACCUUUACAGGGCGUUAUGCAGGGCAUCUCGUUAUAACUGUAAGGAAAUAGAUGGUCCACUAACACUGCUGCUGGGUUGGGCUUGGAUCCGAUUGCCAUAUCUAUCGCCGCUUCCUAGAGAACCCCGCAGUUUUCCACUUGCAAACAGGUGGCGUAACUGGGAGCGUGGUGAUCGACGAUAUAGAUAUCUGAAGCUAGCUCACUUUAGGAAGGCCUUUGAUAAACUUCAGGAAGGCCAGGUGUGUUUUAAUUAAAGAAGCAUUACUUUUGGGAAUAUUGGGCUUCGACAAAAC